This is a messenger RNA of Uloborus diversus, 436 nucleotides long. RefSeq lists its product as uncharacterized. NCBI's taxonomy places the organism in Eukaryota, Metazoa, Arthropoda, Arachnida, Araneae, Uloboridae. Bases 44 to 436 code for a protein of 130 amino acids. The record is from RefSeq and is a predicted model, not a curated record. The transcript is spliced from 5 exons.
CAGCAUUUACGAAGUAAUAAACUGGUUAAGUCACUGAAUAAAAAUGAAAACCUUUCCCCAUUCCCUAUUCGGUAUUUCACUUUUAAUCUUUUUCUUCGCUGAUGAUACUGAUGCCUUGAUGAGAAAUCAUUGUGCAAAAAGGGCAAAAUGCUUUGCUUGCGCUGAAGAUCCAGCCGUCAGACGGGAAUACGGUCAUUGUAAAAUGUUAUCCACCCAAAUGGACAAAGAUUUAUCAGAAAAAUGCAUGAAAGAGAUUAUUCCUGAUGCAAAGACCGAAGACGAUCAAUGGCAAUCUAUUUGCAAUUCAGAAGAAGUAGCAGAAAAGCUUGUAAAGUGUGUAAAUGAAGAUCCUGAAUCUCCAAAACAGCUUUCUGGAGAUGAGAAGAAACAUUAUGAAGAGUCCAUGGUAUGUUUUAAAAUUUCAUAUUUACUUUAA